ACAGGCCAGACCUUUCUGUCAGCAUCAUGCUUGCAUCAUGCAUGUAGCUGGGCGUAAAAGGAUUUGCAGCCUUUAAUAUAGAGAAAGGAGAAGAAAACGAAGAGUGUAGUGUUUGAAGAAUAGCCAAACAUUUUCUAUCCGAACAAGACCAGUAAUCUGUGAACAAAUAUGGCCAGCACCCAGACGAGUCUGAAAACCCCUUUCAAAGACCUGACAUCAUUCAAAGGCAACAUGAAGAGGCUUUACAGGGAACGGCUAGAAGAUGCACCCAUUAAAAAACGGGUAAUGGCAGAGAUGCACUUGAAACGCCACAGUCUGGAGACUGUCCCUAAACCCCCAAAGGUCAAGAAGGAGCGCGAGGAGCACACCAGCUCUGAAAUGGACAUCGAGGCAAGGCAGUUCCAUGUCAUUGGAGCUUCCAAGGCAUUAGAUCUUAGCGCCGGGCUCAAGCACACUCUGGCUCAAUUCACUUUAAGCAGCCAGAGCUCCCUGGGAGGUCCUGCUGCUUUCUCAGCAAAAUCUGCUCAAGAGUGUGCCUCUCCUAAUGGCAUGGCUCCACUUUCAUCUCCCCCAGUCCUCGGAGGUGGCCCUCUCUUGGUUCCCUGUGACAGCUCCACAGAGCUUACCCACUCUCUCCUAGAAGGAGAGUCCAUCUCCUGCUUUGUUGUGGGGGGCGAGAAGCGCCUUUGUCUGCCCCAGGUACUCAAUUCAGUUCUGCGAGACUUCUCUCUGCAGCAGAUCAACGCUGUGUGUGACGAACUUUACGUUUACUGCUCCCGCUGUGAUGCCGAACAGCUGCAUAUCCUCAAGGUACUGGGCAUCCUGCCCUUCAAUGCACCUUCCUGUGGCCUCAUCACCCUGACCGACGCCCAGAGGCUCUGCAACGCCCUGCUCCGCCCUGGUGCUGCCCUCCCGGCUGACACCAAUAGCAAACUGCCAGGCCAAGGCCUGCUGAAGGAGAGCGAGGCCAGUUUCCAGGUGGAGCACCAGUGUCUGGGCAAGUGCCAAGGCCUGUUUGUGCCCCAGUUCUACGUCCAGCUAGAUGCCCCCUGUAUCCAGUGUAUGGAAUGUCAGCUGCUCUUUUCCCCACAGAACUUUGUAAUGCACUCACACAAGUGCCCUGACAAGAGGACCUGCCACUGGGGCUUCGAUUCAGCCAAGUGGCCCUGUUACCUACAGCUGGGUCGCAAGCAUGAGGGCACUUCAGUGGAGCAACAACUCAAACAGCUGCUGGACGAGAUGAAGGAGAAGUUUCAUUACCAGCUAAAGAGGCCUCUGGACAAAAAGGUGGUGGAUGACAACAGUAAUGGGCGGAAAUCCAGCCCUGCCCCCUGCCCUCCCAAUAGCAAGCUGUCUGAUAAUGUUCUGGAGAAAAAGGUUCAGUCAAAGGGCAACUCCCAAUCUUCACUGGUGUUCAAUCGACUGUUUCCUGAUAUCAAAGAGGAACCAGAACACAGCCCCAUCAUCCACUCGAGUUACUACCUGUACACGUACGAUAAGAUGGUGGCCCCAAACGUGUCUCUGCGCAAGGAAGGGGAGGUGAGCCAUGAGGUUCUGGGGGCCCUGCUCAAACAACACUAUGGCAGAAGAACACUCACCAAUGACAGCCAGCCCACCAUAGAUCUUCCCGCAUCUCCUUUCUCCGUCGCAGAGACGGCCAAAUCCCAACAUGCGGGCAACGCAUACGAGCGCAGCCAACCUCCUCUGCCAGUCACCAUGGAGACAAGCCCGGGUGGCAAGCAGCAUGCCUCCGCUCCCACAGUGGACAAAGAUGGUAUGGAGGACAACAAAGACAGGAUCAUGCUGGAGAUUGUUCAGAUAUACCGUCGGCAGCAACAAAAACUCAACUCCACCCUUCAGAAACAGCUGCAGCUGGAGAUGGAGCUGGAGGCGGUGCGCGGAGGCGAGGCGGCCAGGCUGAGGGAGUUGUCUGCGGAGCAGCUGGAGCUGCAGAACGAGCUAGAGGCAGUGAACACGGAGCAUGCUCAGAGAUUGGGGGAGGUGCGGCAGGAGCAGAGGCAGCUGGAACACAGACUGGAGCAGCUCAGGCAGCAGAGCUGCGCCUGCCAACCAAAAGAACAGGAGGCACAAUACAAUGCACAGCUCUGCGAGCUGCGUUGCCGUCUCGAGCGUGCCGAGAUGGAACGUCAGGAACUGCAAGAGGAGCUGUGCAGAGAGCGGGAGGCCAGAGAAAAGCUGGAGCUCAUGAUCUCGCAGCUUCAACAGCAGAUGGCUCAGUCUGGCACCAAGGGGAGCCGAGGCAGUAGCCCUGCCCAGCCGCCAACCCCCUCCGUCAGCCCCCAAUCCCAGCAUUCCCCCUCUUCACCGGCCCCUGAGGUAACCUCUGGCUAAACUCCUCCACCGGCCCCCUCCGCUAACACUUCCAUGCCUGUAGCGUAGGAACACACUAGCCCACUCCCUGCAGAGUCACAGACAAACACAGAUCAACCUUCUGGAGAAAAGAGCAGCCCUCCCAUAACUGUUAACCUUAAUGUCUCACCACCACAAAAAAGACAAAUGUUUGUCUUUAAAAUUACUUUUUUUUUUUUUUCGUCUUAUCCUAGACCAGUCAUUAAGCAUUGUUUGGGUGCUCAUGUUUGUUUUAAUUUAUAGUUGUGCUGAGAAGAUAAUGGGACAUGGAGGAGAAGGUGCUUGUUUUCAAGACUCUUUGCCUCCUGUGGUGUGGGACAGUGUGCUGCUGACCUCAGAACAGCAGUCGAGGGCUUUCCGUCUCCCAGCCCUGUAAAAACGGGCCAACUCCACAGGAAAUGAAGCUGACACUUACUCUAAUACAACCUGUCACACUGAUCCCUAGGAGGCCAAAUGACAAGAUGCCAGUGCCCUGCACUAGGCGCAGCAAGAAACCACAUGGAUGUUUACCUUUUUAUUUGAGUGUUUCAUUAUUGCUAAAGAAAAUGGCUCAAUACAAAAACAAAUCUGUUAAACAAGUCAGAAUAUGUUCAUGAAAGUAAUUAAAAAACAUACAAGCUGGAAGACACAGUGCCACCCCUUACUGAGGCCCUCUGGUUUAAUCAUAACCCUCCCCCUUUUCCAAUUUUUUUUUUUAACCUCCCUCCCUUCCUCUUGAACUACCCGCAGUUUGUCUUUGCAGUCUGGUGUUGAUUAUAUGUUUCCUGUCUGUACCGCUGACCCUGUACAGGCUGGUAUAUGACAAACUGCUCACUUCAUUCCUAAGAGAUGCUGUAAGCAAAGACUCGCGUUCGCCCUCUGCUGGAGAAUAUUCAAUGACGGGGAAUAUUCGCAUUAGUGUAAACAGGGUUUCAGGGUACAGUGCAGUUCACCUCACCCUCAUGUUUCUGUUCAAAGGGAUCUCCAAACAUUGGAAGGGUUCUGUAGCAUCAAAGUAAACUCAUGGAUGAAGUUUCUCCAACAUUACAAGACUAAGUUGUUGAGGACCCUGGAUUCUGUGUGCCAUUUAAAUAUGACAUACAGUAGACCUUGCAUUCAACAUUUACUCACCCUAAUGUUAUUCCAAACCUGUAUGACUUUCUUCCAUGAAGUGUAGCAUCAGUCAUCAUUCACUUUCUUUCUAUGGAAUGUGAAUGGUGACUGAAAGCUAACAUUCGGCCUAAUAUCUCCUUUUGCUUUCCACAGAAGAAAGUCAUACUGGUUAGGAACAACAUGAGGGUGAGCAAAUUUUCUAUUUUAUGAGCUAUCCCUUUAAAUCAGACUCCAAUAAAUUUUUUGACCAAGAACUGCUAUUACAGGAUCCACAGUCUUUGAUCUUAAAUGCUGACUUCCAGGUUGAGUGAACAGAUAUUGUUUUGGGUGUUUUGCCUGACUUUUAUUUUGACCCCCCCCCCUCCCCCCCCCCUCAUUCCAUGGUGAUAUUAUUCUGGAUGACUGAACAAACAGGUCUGACAGAAAGAUGGAAAACAGAGAAGAGAGGCCAAAGGAGGGACGUUACAUGCUAGCUCCUAGUCACUGGGGUAGACAGGCUGGCUUUGUCUCUGUAGAAUGGGGCUGCUGCCUUUGAUGCCCAGGAGCCACUUGCCACUCUGCCCACCCAUACAGAGAGUGAAGAUAGAUGGGUAGAAAAAGAGACUGAGUGAGAGACAUAGUAAUGGAUGUGUUUUUGCCAACAGAGCUGUUGUAUAUUUCUUUUUUUGCCUGUGGGCUCAUUGAGUUGAGUGUGUAAAAAUAAUGGAGAGAAUUAUAGUCAAUCAAAAACCUUCUUUCAUGUUGUACAUAAAACAUUUCAUACAUUCCACUUUGCACAACUCAUAUAUUUCAAUAUCAGCCAAGCCGCAGCUGUUUUCUGCUAAUGUCUACAGUGUAAAACCUCUUGAAAGUGAAGAGGAAAAAAAAUACCCUGUCUGAUGUGAAUACAUCCAGCAUUGAAGAAUUGAAAACAAACUUGUCCGUAAUUUAAGGACUAUUCUGUUAAUGUGUGCUCUGUUAUUGUUAAACUUUUUCUUUGAAUUAUUCAGAAAUUAUUUAAUGUAUUAACUAAUAAAGAUUUAUAUACACAUUGUACAUAUAGUAGUGGUUAAUAUAUGCACUACAUUUUUAUGAAUAAUAUUCAAAGCUUUCUAAUGAUCACAUUUGGAUGGGUGUAUGCUCUAUUGUUUAAUUUUGCCUAAAGGACUUAAGAGUGGUUGUUGAUAUGGUUUAAAGUGAAGUAGGGGAGUGGGAUGCAUGGUGCUCACAACCCCUACUCCACUCCAAGGGGGACAGGAGAAGUGAAGCAUGCUGUCCAGUGCCUCGGCGUCUCCCUUCAGUGGGUCUGUUUGUGUGGAGCCCAUUGAGAUUGAUGGCCUGAUGAUAUUUUGGUGGCGUCCAGCUUUUCCUCUUCCCCAGUAAGCGUGAUGUGUGGCCAUUCAAUAUAUUAAAAACAAUAUUUAAAGAAAAAAAUACUUCUUAUAAAGGGAGUGAUUUAAAUGCAUGUAUUGUUAGCUAUAUUGUUAUGCUAAAACACAGAUUUAUUAUUGCUAAAUGUAGAAGCGCUUUUUUAAUUAUCACACAAAUGCAAGCUUUUAAAAAUAUGUCUCCAUAUUGUCUAAAAAAAAAAGUGUGGAAAUGACACAAAGUGUGCUCGAGAGCCUAAAAUAGAUGCUAGAUACUUUUGAUAUGCAAGACCAUGUGUGUCAAUGGCAAAUGAGGUGAUAUAUAUAUGUGUGUAUAUAUAUAUAUAUAUAUAUAUAUGAUUUCAUAUGCAGUUCUUUAUUUUCUCUUCACAAAUUAAGAGAGAUUGUAGCAUUUGUUUUGGCACUGUAGUGUGUCAACUACAAUUUCUGUACAAUCUGUGUUAGGUUUUCUUUUUUUUUUCACCACAAAUACCUCUGUAGCAGCCGAUUUCAAUGCUGUUUUUGAUAGUUUUUGGGUAAAUAAAAUGUAUUUCUGAAGCUUUCUAGAGUAUACCUUUUUGAUUUUUAACAAUUCUAUGAAACAUGUAAAUUGCAUUUUAUACACAUGGGGGCGCUGUAUAUCUUAUGUAGAAUGCCAUGUUAAAUUUGAAAAAUGGGCAUAGGUCUACUGUACUCUUUAGACUCUUAAAAACGACAAACCUGUUUUUUGGCUUUUGCAUUGAGCAGAUGAAUACAGAUAACAUUGUACAUAAUUGAAAGGUGUGAAAUAUGUUGAAAAUGUGAUGUGUAUAGGCCUGAUAUAUAAUUAGCUAAAUUUGACCUUAAAAGCAAUCUAAUAAGAUUUUUCCAGCAAGGCUACAAUGUAUUUUGCAUUCUAGAAAAAGAACAUCCCAAAUUUACUGGGGAUAAUACAUACCAUGGCUCGCUUGAGCUGAUUCUGUAAUUUUAAUGCUAAAAAGAAUACAAAAAUAAAGCUUUUUUUAUAAUGGUUGUAGUACAUGAAUGACUACCUGCCAGCACAGCAUGUGUCAUACAUAAUCUUUAAUUAUUUAUUUAAUAGUGUAACUGAGACAUUACUUUUUUCUUUUGACGACACACUUAACACUGUUAUACAGAUGUAAACUUUUGUAAAAGACAAAUAUAUUUUAAGUUGCUAUUUUGAAAUAUGAAAUGCAGUGUUUGUGUGUAUCAUUGCAUAUGUUGCCAAUCCUACAGUGUGAUGAAAUGUUUUUGCUUGUGCAUGAAAAUAAGACAUGCUCUCCUACCUCAUGUUGUGAUAUAAGAUGUUUUUAAAGCAAAUGGCACAUCUCAAACUGUUUACCAUCAUACUAGUUCAAUACAUGUACAUGCUUUUAGCUAAUACCUCAGUUGUAUCUAGUAUUUUUUCUCCCCAUAAUUUCAGACAUUGUAAAUAUACCUUGUAUAGACAAUGAACUUGGAUUUAAUUCAAGUAAAGUACUGUA
Xyrauchen texanus (razorback sucker) is the source of this 6292-nucleotide messenger RNA. RefSeq names its product ski-like protein. Lineage: Eukaryota; Metazoa; Chordata; Actinopteri; Cypriniformes; Catostomidae. Gene Ontology annotation, molecular function: RNA polymerase II cis-regulatory region sequence-specific DNA binding; SMAD binding; DNA-binding transcription factor activity, RNA polymerase II-specific. Bases 169 to 2352 code for a protein of 727 amino acids. Gene Ontology annotation, biological process: negative regulation of BMP signaling pathway. The transcript has 7 exons. The record is from RefSeq and is a predicted model, not a curated record. Gene Ontology annotation, cellular component: nucleus.